ACCUUCCAGCGGGAGGCGGAGCGAGUCCAAAAUGGCGGCUCUCAGGCUGGCGCGCUCCGUGCUGCUGAGGUUUUGAGGUGGUCGCCAGGGGUCGGGGGGAACGAUUUCCCCGCCGCAGGGGCCCUAGAGGAUGAAUCGGGGGCUCUGCUAAGGUUAGGCGGUGGCGGUGGAGAGAAGUGGCAGCAAGUGCUGCGGUGGAGUCCACGGAGCGGGAUGUGCGAGAGUUACUCCAGGUCGUUGUUGAGGGUCUCGGUGGCGCAGAUCUGCCAGGCGCUGGGCUGGGACUCCGUGCAACUCAGCGCCUGCCACCUCCUCACGGACGUACUGCAGCGCUACCUGCAGCAGUUGGGACGGGGCUGCCACCGGUACUCUGAGCUCUAUGGCCGAACAGACCCAAUUUUGGAUGAUGUUGGUGAAGCUUUCCAACUUAUGGGGGUUAGUCUUAAUGAACUAGAAGACUAUAUUCACAAUAUUGAACCUGUUACUUUCCCACAUCAAAUUCCUUCAUUUCCUGUUAGUAAGAACAAUGUACUCCAAUUUCCUCAACCUGGAAGUAAAGAUGCAGAGGAAAGAAAAGAAUACAUUCCUGAUUACAUGCCACCCAUUGUGUCUUCUCAAGAAGAAGAAGAAGAAGAGCAGGUGCCCACAGAUGGGGGGACAUCAGCAGAAGCCAUGCAAGUUCCCUUGGAAGAAGACGAUGAACUUGAGGAGGAGGAAAUUAUUAAUGAUGAGAAUUUCUUGGGUAAGAGACCGUUAGAUAGCCCUGAAGCUGAAGAAAUGCCUGCCAUGAAGCGACCACGACUAAUAAGCACUAAAGGAGACACCCUGGAUGUAGUGUUACUGGAAGCUCGAGAACCACUCAGCUCAAUCAAUACCCAAAAGAUCCCACCGAUGCUUUCUCCAGUCCAUGUACAGGACAGCACAGACCUCGCACCUCCAUCGCCAGAGCCACCGAUGUUAGCUCCAGUUGCAAAAUCACAAAUGCCAACCACAAAACCCUUAGAAACAAAGUCAUUUACACCCAAAACAAAGACUAAAACUAGUUCUCCAGGACAGAAGACUAAAUCACCUAAAAUGACUCAGUCACCAGCAAUGGUCGGAAGUCCUAUUCGGUCACCAAAAACUGUAUCCAAAGAAAAGAAGUCUCCUGGACGUUCUAAGAGCCCCAAAAGCCCCAAGAGUCCCAAGGUUAUAACUAAUAUUCCCCAAGCACCAAUCAGACCUGAAACACCAAAUAGGACUCCUUCAGCUACAAUAAGUGAAAAAAUUAGUAAAGAGACCCUUCAGGUAAAACAAACACAAACACCCCCUGAGGUUGGGAAGCUGACCAAUGAGAAUCUGCCAAGAAAAGCUGUUGUGAUCGACAAAACGAUUGAUGACUCUAUUGAUGCUGUGAUUGCACGAGCUUGUGCUGAACGAGAGCCAGAUCCUUUUGAAUUUUCUUCUGGAUCAGAAUCAGAAGGAGACAUUUUUACCAGCCCUAAGCGAAUUUCAAGUUCGGAAUGUACAACUCCAAAAGCUUCCACUUCCUUGAACAAUUUCACUAAGUUAGGAUCCACUCCUCUGCCUCUUUCAGGUGGAACGUCAAGUUCUGAUAAUUCCUGGACAAUGGACGCCUCCAUCGAUGAGGUUGUACGGAAAGCAAAAAUGGGAACAGCUUCCAAUGUGCCCCCCAGCUUUUCUUACCUCUCCUCUCCUUCAGUCUCUCCUCCCACACCCGAACCUCUGCACAAGCUGUAUGAGGAGAAAACCAAACUGCCUUCCUCAGUGGACAUCAAAAAGAAGUUGAAAAAGGAACUGAGGACGAAAAUGAAAAAGAAAGAGAAGCAGAGAGAUAGGGAACGGGAAAGAGACAAAAGCAAGGACAAGAAUAAAGAGAAGGAUAAAGUUAAAGAGAAAGAAAAGGAGGCCAAUAAGGAAGCCAAGUAUCCAUGGAAGGAAUUCCUGAAAGAUGAAGAGUCAGAUCCCUAUAAGUUUAAAAUAAGAGAAUUUGAAGAGGUUGAUUCCAAAGUAAGAUUGAAAGAUGGACUUGUGAGAAAGGAGAAAGAGAAGCAUAAAGAUAAGAAGAAAGAUAGAGAAAAGGGCAAAAAAGAUAAAGAUAAGCGAGACAAAGACAAAGUUAAAGAUAAAGGUCGUGAGGAGAAAGUGAAAGUGGCACCAGCCCCCCUGGUACUGCCGCCCAAGGACAUGGCUCUGCCCUUGUUCAGCCCCACUGGGGCGGUGAGGAUCCCAGCCAUGCUGCCCUCUUUGUCACCCAUGCUUCCUGAAAAAUUGUUUGAAGAAAAAGAGAAGCCUAAGGAGAAAGAAAGAAAAAGGGACAAAAAGGAGAAGAAGAAAAAGAAAGAGAAAGAAAAAGAGAAGGAAAAGGAGAAGAAAGAGAAGGAAAGGGAAAAAGAGAAAAGAGAGAGAGAGAAGAGAGAAAAAGAAAAGGAGAAACACAAGCAUGAAAAAAUAAAAGUGGAGCCAGUUGUCCCAGCCCCAAGUCCAGUCAUCCCCAGAUUGACUCUCCGAGUUGGUGCUGGCCAAGACAAGAUUGUCAUCAGCAAAGUGGUUCCAGCCCCCGAGGCUAAGCCAGCUCCUUCUCUUAAUAGACCCAAGACCCCGCCACCAGUGUCAGUCCCAGCCACUGUGCCAGUGCAUGUCACUCCUGCCCCAGUGCCUUUGCCACUCCUUGCACAGUCCACCUCGUCCCCCGCUUUGAUGCCAUCCCCGUCCCCUGCCAUCUCUGGAGCCGGAAGUUCAAAAGCCCCUGUGCGGAGUGUGGUAACGGAGACCGUCAGCACUUACGUGAUCCGAGAUGAGUGGGGCAAUCAGAUCUGGAUCUGUCCUGGAUGCAACAAGCCUGACGAUGGGAGUCCCAUGAUCGGCUGUGAUGGCUGCGAUGACUGGUACCACUGGCCCUGUGUUGGACUAAUGGCUGCACCACCAGAAGAAAUGCAGUGGUUCUGUUCCAAGUGUGCCAACAAGAAGAAGGAUAAGAAGCACAAAAAGAGGAAGCAUCGGGCACAUUGACGUCUCUGCGGCUCGGACCAGUGGCGUGGCCUCGGGGCUUCUUUCCUACCACUUCAGAUGGGGAUCCAUGAAAUCCUGCUGUCCCAUCUACCGCGAAGGUCCUGUGGAUGAGGAAUCUCGGGAGAUCGAGGACAAGAGAACUGCAGCGUCCACUCUGGAUGCUUCCCUCUGGAACAGACUGGCCUAUGGCCACAUGAUGGUGUGACGGAAGGAAACUCAAGUACAGGUGUGGCACAAGGACUGCCGGGCCUUCAUUUUUCUAUUACCAGUGACAAGUAUUAAUAAAAAGACCAUAAUCUUC
This is a messenger RNA of Eptesicus fuscus (big brown bat), 3313 nucleotides long. RefSeq names its product TATA-box binding protein associated factor 3 (gene TAF3). Gene Ontology annotation, cellular component: transcription factor TFIID complex. Gene Ontology annotation, molecular function: protein heterodimerization activity. The transcript is spliced from 7 exons. NCBI's taxonomy places the organism in Eukaryota, Metazoa, Chordata, Mammalia, Chiroptera, Vespertilionidae. The record is from RefSeq and is a predicted model, not a curated record. The coding region runs from base 214 to 3012 and encodes 932 amino acids.